Darwinula stevensoni is the source of this 1173-nucleotide messenger RNA. The record is from the annotation of a GenBank genome assembly. Lineage: Eukaryota; Metazoa; Arthropoda; Ostracoda; Podocopida; Darwinulidae.
UCCCUGAAAGUGAUUUUUUUCCAUUCUAUCUCUUGUCUCGUAAACAAACGAGAAGCCUAACGCGAGUCUUUUUUCAAACCUCAAUAGGUAAAGCAGUGCCUGGUCUGGUUCACGUCUUGUUCGAAGUUGGAAUGCCAAAUCAAAUUUGAAAGAGUUUUGUGUAUCGACACGGAGCGAUAGACGUGUGUCAUGCAUUUGAUAAGAAUGCGAGCUCCUGCUCUCAUGAUUCAUCUCAAACUGCUGCCGAUACGAACACGGAAGAAUGAGGGAGAAGCAUGCAACCUCAAAAACACGCUCGCGUUCCGAUAGAUUUGACAGAGUAAAAAGACGGCAGGAUGGGGAUCGAUCUGUACUACGACGACCUCAGCCCCUUCUGCAACAGCGUGAGACUCCUUGCCAGGGCGCUGGGCCUGCAACUCGACUUGAAGGAGAGAAACACCGACAAGGAUGAGCAGCUCACUCCGGAGUACAUCCAGAUGAACCCACAACACACGGUUCCAACCAUUAAUGACGACGGAUACAUCAUGACCGAAAGCCGAGCGAUCCUUCGCUACCUGGUCGGAAAAUACGGGAAGGACGAUAGCCUUUAUCCCAAGGACUUGAAGGAUAGGGCCAUUGUGGAUCAGAGGUUGGACUUCGACGCUGGAACUCUCAGUGCCAGAUGGCAAUUUGUCUGCAUGUACCCGGUAGUCAAAGAUGGAAAGAAGUCCCUGAACGAGGCGGUGUUGAACAAACUAGAUGAAGCCCUGGGAAUUCUGGACAUUUAUAUUAAAAAAUCUGGAGGCUACGUCGCUGGAAAUCAUUUAACCAUUGCCGACUUCGCGAUCGUCGGUCCCGUUUCUUGCAUCGAGAUGAUGGAGCUUUUGGACGUGUCCAGGCACGAGCACGUGUGGGCGUGGUUGUCGAAAUGCAAGGCCGAAAUGAACGGCUACGAGGAGGAGAACGGGUGCAAGGUAUCCAACAACAAGGAAUGGAUUCGAAACGCACUGGCGUGAACUCUUCAUCGAAGGCGUUUGAUCAAAUGUCUCAUUAAGGAUAUUAAUUCCAUUUGUAACGAUAAGUCCACGCGGACUCCGGCCGCGACGGGAUGGCAAUUCAUAGUUCCUUGAAAUGCAUGGCAUUCGCCACAAAGCAAAAGUAUUUUUCCAAUGCAGAUACUGAACUUUGUUGGGG